Messenger RNA from Trichomycterus rosablanca, 2305 nucleotides. It is a transcript of the gene saraf, whose product is annotated as store-operated calcium entry-associated regulatory factor. Bases 125 to 1135 code for a protein of 336 amino acids. The record is from RefSeq and is a predicted model, not a curated record. Gene Ontology annotation, biological process: regulation of store-operated calcium entry. Gene Ontology annotation, cellular component: endoplasmic reticulum membrane. NCBI's taxonomy places the organism in Eukaryota, Metazoa, Chordata, Actinopteri, Siluriformes, Trichomycteridae. The transcript has 6 exons.
CACAGCCACGUAAUGUUUAUGAUCGACUCAAAGAACCCAGAAUAUUUCUAAUAAUCAGAAGGAUUAGUUUGGAUAUAUAAUCUAGUUAGCCUAGCUUGUUAACUUGUGCCUGUGGAGUGUAAACAUGGUGGUGGCAACUGUUUUCCUGCUGCAGCUACUGUUUCUGCCCCAGCUACACUGCUGGCAUGAUGGAGCAGUGUUACUGCGAGAGGUUCAAGCCAUUACUCUUUACCGGGAUCGAUACACCACUGCACGACGUACCAGUCCUGUUCCCCAGCUGCAAUGUGUUGGAGGAUCAGCUGGCUGUUCCGCCUUUGUUCCUGAAGUAGUUCAGUGUCAGAACAAAGGCUGGGAUGGCGUUGAUGUACAGUGGGAGUGCAAGGCCGAUAUGGAUAACUGGUAUCGUUUUGGAAGGGUGGAGGUCUCCUGUGAGGGCUACAACAGCCCUGAUGACCCGCACAUCCUAAAGGGAUCGUGUGGUCUGGAGUACACAUUGGAGCUAACUUCAGAAGGUCGUCAGAACAAGGGCUCAUCAAAGUUUUCUGAUUUUUCCUCUGGGUUCUUCGGUGGAGGAGGUGGUGGAGGCCAUUAUCAGAGUGGCCCUUCAGGAGACGGGUCAGGCAGUUUGGUGGUUGUUGCUAUCUUUUUGGCAAUCGCCUUUGCUGUAUACAAGAUGUUUCUUAGCAAUCCCACCAAUGAUCAUCAUGGAAAUGGGUCACAAGGUCCUGAUGGUACUGGAUUCAAUGCGCCACCUCCUCCUGGGUUCAAACCUGACUACACAAAUGAUUACACAAAUUAUGGUUCAGCUAAUCCCCCUGGUUAUGGCUUUGCGGACUCAUACACCAGACCUGACACAUCUGGAUUUGGAGGAGGAGUUAGGGGACAGGGGCUAGGAGGAGGACUUGGAGGACUUGGAGGACUAGGAGGACUAGGACAAGGACUGGGUAGAGGAAGAGGAGGAGGAUUCUGGUCUGGAAUGGGAACAGGAGGACUGCUGGGAUAUCUGUUCGGCUCUCAGAGGCGUGGUCCUACAGUGGGUCCAACAGGGCCGACGAACUACAAAACCUCUCCCCAACCCAGCACCAGCUCUGGAACUCGUACUGCCUCAGGUUUUGGUGGAACAAAGAAAAGAUAAAAAGUUUGACCCUUCAACACUGGUUUCCUGAAAUAGUGAAAUAAAUUCAGUGUGGCUAACAAUAAAUAUGUGUUGCUUGCUAGCAGUUAGUGAGACUUUUUGUGUGAUGAUUAGUAAUGCUAGCCUUUACACAGUUAGCAACGGUUAAUAUGAGGUAAACUAGUAAGAUUUAUAGUAAAAGUACUUUGACGAUCCAAAACAUUAAGACCAGUCGCCCACUGUCUAAACAGCUCUGACCUGCCGAGACAUUGAUUUCACCAGAUAUCUGAAGGAGAUCUGUGGUAUCUGGUACCAGGACAUUACCAGAAACAUUACUACCAUGGGCACUCUGACUGGAUAGUUACUAUACAGCCCCAUGUGAAGGUUUGAUGUGCUGAGCCACAUUCACCUCGUCACCAGGAUUAAAAUGACCUGCAAUUUGAGCCACACUUGGUCCAUACCAGACAUGAUAGCCGUUAUGUUCUCUGGUAUCAAUAAGCCUUAGCAACACAGCAAUCUGUCAGGGUUUUCUCUCCUCUGACCACUGUCUGUGGGUAAUCACUAAGGCUGCCUGUCUGGCUAUAAUGAUUUGGCCCUAGUUAAAGUCACUCAGUAUUUUUGCUGAUUGUACUUUUACAUUUACAUUUUCAUCAUUUAGCAGAUGAUUUAAUCCAAAGGCAACUUACAGUACUGUGACAGUAGAUUGUUUAAGCAAUUGAGGGUUAAGCAGUUAAGUGGUAACCUAGCAGUGGUGGGGUUUGAACCAGUGGCCUUUUGAUUUACUAGUCCAGUACCUUAACCACUAGUCUACAACUGCCCUGAUUGUAGUUGCUGCAUUGUUACACAUAACCUAUUGACAUUUAAUAUCCUUGUCUGUUGAAGCACAGUUGUUAUGAAAUUAGGCAUUGCUGAGGGUGGUCCUAUUGUUUUGGCUGAUCGGUGUAUAUAUUUUUAUUUUAUUAUGUAUUUUGUGUUCAGGCAGUUGUUUGUUAAUUUCUUUUUAAUUUAUGCUUUCUGAUAGUUCUGAUUUGCUGAAUUUGCACUGUGACAGGUGUAUUUUUUCAACAUUAUACCCUUUAUUUACUGAAUGUAAUGACUGCCUGUGUAUUUCUAUUUUCUUUCUGGUUUCAUGACAUUUAUGACUGUUUGGCUACUUAAGUAAAGUUGGUAUGCAUAUACUCAUACACAUUU